Messenger RNA from Sus scrofa (pig), 1566 nucleotides. RefSeq names its product transcriptional and immune response regulator (gene TCIM). Gene Ontology annotation, cellular component: cytosol; nucleus. Gene Ontology annotation, biological process: negative regulation of Notch signaling pathway; endothelial cell activation involved in immune response. Lineage: Eukaryota; Metazoa; Chordata; Mammalia; Artiodactyla; Suidae. The record is from RefSeq and is a predicted model, not a curated record. Gene Ontology annotation, molecular function: Notch binding.
ACUAGGGAGAAAGAAAUCCCCCCCACCCCUACUCCCACCCCCGUUCAACCCCAUCCCUGAGCACAGCUGUUAGGAACCCUUUGCAGGGGAUGGAGAUUUUGGCAACUCAACUGUUAAACCGGUCUCUGAUCACUCAGCCUCCAGAUCACUCUGAUGUCACCACUGUAAUCUGAGCCCUGAGCUUUGUUCACCCUUUAAAUAGCCGACCCGGGACCGAUUUCGCUACAGACUCUCUGGAGAGCCUUGGAGCAGAAUUCCCGAAGAUUCCCACAUCAUCGAUGAAAGCAAAGCCAAGCCACCCAGCCGUCAGCAUGUCCACCUCGCUGCGCGUGAGCCCGUCCAUCCGCGGCUACCACUUCGACACGGCCUCCCGCAAGAAAGCCGUGGGCAACAUCUUUGAAAACAUAGACCAAGAAGCGCUCCAGAGGCUCUUCAAAAACUCGGGGGACAAGAAAGCAGAGGAGAGAGCGAAGAUCAUUUUCGCCAUCGAUCAGGAUCUGGAGGAGAAAACGCGAGCCCUGAUGGCCCUGAAGAAGAGGACGAAAGACAAGCUCUUCCAGUUUCUGAAACUGGAGAAAUAUUCCAUCAAAGUUCACUGAGGACCAGGAGAUGGAUAAGGACCUUAUCCAAGAACGGACGUUUAAAGAGCACCUGAGUCCGCGAGACCCUAAUACACACACAGCAUCUCGCGGUUGCUGCCUUGCAAGUUUCUCUUGCACCAGGACCUGAGGACUCUGAGGCAGGAAAGGAGCAGAUGAACUGGUUACAAAGACUCCGAUCAACUUCACGUCUGUGCUGUGAUAGCCGCUGUGACAGCGGAGACAGAAAUGCUUGCAGCCGGCACUGGAAAAUUCUCCCCCGGGGAAAGGACUGAUGCUCACGUUGGGAGAAAAGUCUGGACAGAUGUAAUUGUAAUGAGAAUUCAAUAUAACAGAAGGCUGGAGAAGAAUUGCAGCCAGGGUCUUAGAGUCAGACCCUAGGACUUAAACUCAACCGGAACUUUUUUUUUUUUUUUUUUUUUUUCCUUUAAGCAAACUGGGUGGUGGGAGGGAGAUGGGAGAGAACGCACAGGAGAGAGACUUUCACAUGGCAAUGGCUUACCGACUUUUUUAUUUGAAUGUUCAAAAUAUUGCCAAGCUUCAGUGUUGUCUAUGGGUCGUUUUUUUAAGAGAUCAGUGAUUGAUCAUUUAUUUGCAUUUAUUACAAUGCCUUAAAAGUGCACCGCAGGGGUGGAGGUACAAAUUUAAGGAACUGUGGUGUUUUCAGCAGCUCCGUGAAACCGUACGCCACCUUCUGGUUAUUAAGGGUUUUUUAUGCAUUUCACAUCGGUUGCACAAGUUAAAUGAUGGGGUCCUUCAUAAAUCCAAAAUACUGUGAAUGAACUUUACAGUUUUUUUUUAAAUCUUCUAACUAAUGCUAAAAUAUAACCUAAAUUUCUCUUAGCUACUGCAGUAAGCAUUAGGAAGUGAAUAUGAUACACUUAAUAGUUUAUAAAUAUGCUACGGUUUCUAUAAUUUAUUAUACAUGACAAAUGAUAUGCAACCUUAAUAAAUUAUUAUAAACGUA